Molecule: messenger RNA, 7810 nt
Organism: Salmo salar (Atlantic salmon)
Lineage: Eukaryota; Metazoa; Chordata; Actinopteri; Salmoniformes; Salmonidae
Source: RefSeq, a predicted model, not a curated record
GACCUCGCAACUCUCGAAGCAUCACUAAUCUGUGGAUGACAUUCAGGCAUAGACCACUACUGGAUUUAUUUCCAGAAAUUAUUUCCGCUAUUGAACCGAAAACGUAAAAACAGCAAGGACAUUAUCAGGCUAGAAUAAGACAAUAGACAAAACGUAUUCGGGUAUGACGGUUAAAAUGCCGGUUGGCAUUGUAUCACUGCACUGGCGUUGCAAUGUAUUGCAGCUAUGCAGACCUUAAUACUGCAUUUGCCCACAGAUUCCAUCCACCAGUACUGCCUGACAUGAUCCACGAGCGGGUCCGAGUAGUCUAUUGCAGUCAUUUUUGCUUAAACGGUUUGUAGGGGACAAAACAUGUGGGAAUCUAAUGUUGACAACUAAGCUGUUUUGGGAGAUAUUUUAUAUCGGCCAAAUAUUAUCGACGAUAUACAACUUGGUCCCAUUGUCAUUCAAUGUCCAAUAGUGCUAUUCAAAAGCUUCCCUAUGGAUGAGCCUGGAAAUGACUUCAAUGGAUCUUUUUGGAAGUGCGAGGCAGGGAUGUAAUGGAUUGGUCCCAUGGCCUGCUAGCUCCCUCUUCUCUGUAUGUCCAGCUGUGGCAAGCCUCCCCCACUCUCCGGAGAAGGGGCAGGCUCUAACUCUCUGGCAUGGGUCAAGCUCUUCAAAAAGCCCGGAGCUGUUGGUGGUGGUGGGGGUGUGGGGAAGUCCUAUCAGCCUGGGAGCAUGUUGUCUCUGGCUCUAACCAAAGGCCUGCUGAACGAACCAGGCCAGAAUAGCUGCUUCCUCAACAGUGCCGUACAGGUGCUAUGGCAGUUGGACAUUUUCAGGAGGAGUUUGAGACAGCUUCCUGGUCAUUUUUGUCUUGGGGAUGCCUGCAUUUUCUGCGCUUUAAAGAGUAUUUUCAGCCAGUUCCAGCAGAGCCGAGAGCGAGCGUUGCCUUCGGAUAGCCUGCGCCACGCCCUCGCCGAAACCUUUAAGGACGAGCAGCGCUUCCAACUUGGCCACAUGGACGACGCUGCAGAGUGCUUUGAGAACAUUCUGGAGAGGAUUCACCUGCACAUAGUUUCUGACACGGCGACUGAGGCCUGCACAUCCAAGUCCUGCAUUACCCACCAGAAGUUUGCCAUGACACUUUAUGAACAGUUUGUAUGUCGUAGUUGUGGCGCCUCCUCGGACCCCCUUCCUUUCACAGAGUUAGUGCAUUAUGUCUCCACCACAGCCCUAUGCCAACAGGUGGACCGCUUCUUGGGGCAGAACGACAGGCUUCGGUCGGACAUGUUCGGGGAAUUGCUGCAGGCGGCAAACACCUUCGGUGACCUACGGAACUGUCCGAGCAACUGUGGCCAGAGCAUCAAGAUCUGUCGGGUUCUCAUGAACCGCCCAGAGAUCGUCACCAUUGGCUUUGUGUGGGACGCAGAGCAGUCUGACCUUACAGAGGAUGUGGUGAGGUCACUGGGUCCACAUCUCAACCUCUCGGGGCUGUUCAACCGGGUCACUGAUGAGAACGCCAAAAGGAGUGAGUUACAUCUCGUGGGAAUGAUUUGUUUCUCCAGCAAACAUUACUCUGCGUUCGCUUAUCACACCAAGUCCUCAAAAUGGGUCUUCUUUGAUGACGCCACCGUGAAAGAAAUCGGAUCCAAGUGGAAAGACGUGGCCUCUAAAUGCAUCCGGGGACAUUUCCAGCCACUGCUCCUGUUCUACACUAACCUGGAGGGGACCCCAGUCUCCAGCGAGGACGCACCCAGACAAACGAUUAUGUGUCCCCGCUUCAAGCCCCACAUCAACGGGGAAGUGCCAGCAGGGAUGAAGAAGUUGGAUGCCGUCUGGGAGAAUGCAGGCCCAUUCCGCUCCAACCAGGGGCCCUAUAAGCAGAUGCUACUUCCACCCUCCACCUCAGGCUACAAAAGAGUGAAAGGCCCACCUUGUUGUCCCAACAAAUACCGGGUUCCUUCCAAGGAGACUUCCCAGAGGGUUGUAGAAGGGAUAAAGAAGGAGGCCGAAAGAGGGCGUCGAAAACCAGAUCCACACAAAGAUAUGGCCUAUGCCAGAUCCCCUUCUGAGGGCGGGCUGAGGCAGCACGCUGACCAGAGGUUGCGAGGAGGCAGUGGAGCACGGGCUGACAAGUUGUCAUCCUCCCACCAGAGCAGAGCUUUCCAGGACCCAUGCUCUCAAUCCGGUGCCCUUGGCGGUCACAGUUCGAGACAGGAAACCUCCCCUGGUCGCCAAGAACAGGACGGCAGCCAGGACGCGUGGGAUAAGGGCAGCAGGUCGGGAGUGGGCCGUAACAAAGCCAAGCCCUCCUGGAGGCCCAUCCGGGAAGUUCUGAAUGUGGACAGCGUCUUGAAUGACCUUGAACGGCGACAACAACAGCAGCACUAUGGCGGCGGUGGUAGCCCCCGGCUCGCUAAACCCUCCUGUCAGGAGAUCCCGCACGGCAGCGAACAGGACAACCGGGACUGGAAAAAAGAGCGGGAAAGGGAUAAAGAGCGGGAACGGGACGGUCUCAGGAUGAGGGAAGAGUGCAAGCAGCAGAAGUACUUGAUGACGAUUUACGAGGACGAGCAGCGGCAAGAGACGGAGAGCCACAGCUCCCUCGAAUCGGAGGGCAGGGCAAGUGGGCACGGCGACCGGGGCGGUGGAGGGGGUGGAAGCAGCGGGAGUAGGGCCAAGGGCGGGCCCAAAGCCCUGUCGCGCAGCGACACCUGGACCAUCCAGAGGACUGAGUCGGGAUACGAGAGCAGCGACCGGCUGAGCAGCGGCUCCACCAACCCUGACUCGCCCGGGGUGGACAGCUUUGCCGGGAAGGAGCAGCGGUUGACACCAGAGGUGCAGUCUCAGAGCAGGGGUCAGCUUCACCCAAACAGGUGCGAUUCAAAACCUGAUGCGGUACACUCCCCUUUGCAUCAAGGCAAACAUCAACUGACAACUCAGGGAAAGAACUGUGACCAUCAAGUUUCACAUCUCCUGAAAAGUAGUCCAAGUUCAAGACGAAAAUGUAGAUACAGCCCCGGUAGUUCUAAGAAAGGUGCUGGUCCAGAGAGGGACGCUUGCUCCUCAGACAACAGGAGCAGUCACAUGAUGGAUUCGCCAGAGAUGAGUAACAACAACAGAUGUGUUCACCAUGGCGAUAGCCCCGCCCUGCGGCACUUGGGUAAACCCAGCAGCUCGGAGUGGAACAGCUCCGACAACCUGGCUGGGAAUCUCUCGGAACCAGAGGACAGUGUCUACCGCUCCAGCAACAGCAAGCCCCUUCUGUCUGAGUCGCCCUGUCCCCCCCACCACCUGGCCUUCCACCAACCCCCUCAUAUUGAACUGGAAGAGCCCUCAUCUCAACAUCAGCCCGCCACACCACCACUGCCUCACCCCAAAGCCGCCCAGCGAGCUUCCCCUCACCAGGGGGAUGUUGGCCGCCACUGCUUCCGUCCCAGGCUACUCCAGGAGCCCUCCCAGACCAGCCCCCGGCCCAGCAUCCGGCCCACCCCGGCCUCACAUACCACCAGCCCUAACCGGAGGUCGGAAUCCAAUGGCCCUCUGCAGAGGCCCUCAUCGGGUGCCAGCUCCAAGUCGGGCUCGGACCCAGAGAGGAGUAACCCGUCGUCGGGCGAAAGCGAGGAGAGGCUGCCCAUCUGCAGGCCACCUGGAGCCGAGUCAGCGGCAGCCCAAGGGGUUUCCCUCACCACAUACUUCAGCGUGGACAAUUGCAUGACGGACACAUACAGACUUAAGUACCAUCACCAGCGACCCCUCCUACUCUCGGCUAUCGUGCCCCGAGCACCGACAGAGCCCCGAGAACACCCCAGCCACCACCUGCACCCCGCAAACACACACUCCAUGCUAGACCCACCCAAAACCCGGCCUGAUGCAGGCCAUAACAGCAAUAAGCCCACUGCAAAAUGGAACCCAGUGACAGCCAAAGGACUGGACGAGCGUGGCUAUUUGUGAUGGUAUUACCUGGUCUGAUGUCCAUGGAAAAUAAUCUGUUGAACUGGAUGCCAAAGAGUAUGCUGACUGGAAAAGUGUUGCUCCUAGAACUUCAAUUGAAAUCGGUGUCAAAUGCCAAAUCACUGAUGCACUGUGGGUUAUAGAAGUACUUAUAUGUAUUUUGAAGUAAGAUACAGUUUGAUAGUCCACUGUCAGAGAGUUUUUUAAAUGUAUGUUGAUAGAUGAGUUGGAAGUUGGAAAGGGCAGUCCAAGGCAUAAUACAGUAAAAUAUAAUGAUAACCUGUUGAAUAUUCACUUGCUACAGUGUGACAUUGACCUCUGGGAUCAAGAGGUGUACCUUUUGGUUUAAGGUAAUGUGCGUCCCUGAUUGUGUGGCCAACACAAAUUCUAUUUCCGAAUAUGAGCACCAAAUUCAAUCUCAGAAUACAAACACUAACAUUGUGUUUGCAUACUUGUUAUCCUGCUGAAUAGACAACUGUUACAAUGUUAGCCAACCUGCAUGAGGACUUAUAAAGAGGUAACAAUAGUGAUGUGUACAGUAUGAGCAUGCGCAUGGCAUACUUUACAUUUGUAUCCAACCGACAUCCAAAUUCCAAUUGGUUUAUGUUAUUGGGUCUACUUAAAUUAUAUCUUCACUUUUUUUGGGACCUGCCUCAAUUUUUCCACAUACAGUACCAUGCAAGUACUUUAUAGGCCAGGAGAGACAUCAGAUUUAUUUCAACCACUGCUAACUUGACCAACUUUAGCCACUGCUAACUAAAAAGUAAAAGGAAUGAUAGGGGAAAGCUCACUAUGUUCAGAAUCUAUGGCAAAAUCACCUCUAAGUAACUUCAAUCAAUCAAAUAUAUUUAUAAAGCCCUUUUUACAUCAGCAGAUGUCACAAAGUGUGUAUACAGAAACCUUGCCUAAAACCCCCAAAACAAGCAAUGCUGAUGUAAAAGCAUGAACCUAGGAAGAAACAUAGAGAGGAACCAGGCUUUGAGGGGUGGCCAGUGUUCUUCUGACUGUGCCGGGUGGAGAUUAUAAGAAUACAUGGCCGUUAAGGCCAGAUCGUUCUUCAAGAUGUUAAAACGUUCAUAGAUUACCAGCAGGGUCCAAAAUUAAUCAUAGUGGUUAUAGAGAAUGCAACAGGUCAGCACCUCAGGAGUAAAUGUCAGUUGGCUUUUCAUGCUCGAGCAUUCACAGGUUGAGACAGGUCGAGAGGGUUGAAAGAGCAGGUCCGGCAUAAGGUAACCGGUUCGGUAAAAAGGUCAGGGUUCCAGACAGAACAGCAGAAACUGGAUCAGCAGCACAACCAGGUGGACUGGGGACGGGGACAGCCAGGAGUCGCCAGGCCAGUUAGUUCUGAGGCAUGGUCCUAGAGCUCAGGUUCUCCGGGAGGGGAGAAAGCGAGAGAGAGAUUGGAGAAUUAGAGGGAGCAUACUUAAGAUCACACAGGACACCAGAUAAGACAGGAGAAUUACACCAGAUAGGACAGACUGACCCUAGCCCCCCGGCACAUAGACUAUUGCAGCAUAGAUAGUGGAGACUGAGACGGGGGGGGUCGGGGGACACUGUGGCCCUGUCCGACGAUACCCCCGGACAGGGCCAACAAGGCAGGAUAUAACCCCACCCACUUUGCCAAAGCCCCCACACCACUAGAGGGAUAUAAACAGACCACCGACUUACUACCCUGAGAAAAGGCGGAGUAUAGCCCAAAAAUAUCUCCCCCACCGCACGAGCCCAAGGGGUGCAAAAACGGACAGGAAGAUGACAUCGAGUAUAGUGAAAAAAAGCUAGACCCCUCCUAGGGGCGGCAUGGGAAGUCAGUGACUUAACCCCAGUAAUCGGGUCAGAGAGAAUACCAGUGGAGAGAGGGAACCAGCCAGGCAAAGACAGCAAGGGUGGUUUGUCACUCCCAGUGCCUUGCCGUUCACAAUCGCACCACUGAUUUGAAGGUAUUUGAGUUGAUUUUGUCGUGCAAUGUUGAACAUGGUGAGCUUGCCCCUAUCACUCCCAUUGUUAGUAGUGGCUAUUUAAACAAAUCAAAGCUGUGGAUGACAGUUUCUUUGGCUCCGUAGACUACUUUCAGAGUAAGUGGAAAAAAUAGAGGUAAGUCUGAAAACAGUGAAAAUAUCCUUUAAGUUGUCAUUAUUAUUAUUUUGUAUUUAGUGAAGAUAACGGUAGGGAUUCAAUAUGAUCACGGGUUAUAGCUAUUGUAGCUUUUAAAGGCAAUGUUCCCACAUUCACGGAGAUCCUAUUCAUUGUAAGUGCUGUUAAUGUUGUCUCAAUCGGAAAAAUAGCAUAGUGCCCCAAGGUGUGGAAUACUAAUGUAUGCAAGCAUGAUAGUGUCAAUAUGUUUUCGUCAAUGCCUAUAACCUGCGAUCAGAUUGAAUCCGAGCCAAGGUUCUGGGACACUAUGCGAGCAUGAUUGUGUCAAUAUGUUUUUGUCAAUGACACCCAUAGUAUCGCAAUUUAAGGUGCAAUUUAUUACAAUUUUGAUAAAGAUGAUAGCAAGUUGUCCUCUAGAUGUUUUUGAAUGAAGCCAAACAAAUAUUAUUCACAUUAGAAUUCAUUUUAUACCGUUUUCAUUGUAUAAGUUGGGUCAUUUCCUGUCAAAAACCAGGAACCACUUAUUUUCAUGUUUUUUUUUACAUACAUCAUUUUGACAUUUCACAUUGUGAAUGGAAAAUAGGAAUACAUUGUUUUUAUUUAAGUAGUCUUAAGUCAGUUAAGAACAAAUUCUUAUUUCCAAUGACAGUCUACCGGAGAACAGUGGGUUAACUGCCUUGUUCAGGGGCAGAACGACAGAUUUGUACCUUGUCAGCUCGGGGACUCAAUCCAGCAACCUUUUGUUUACUGGCCCAACGCUCUAACCACUAGGCUACCCGCCUAAGUAUUAAGUAAAUAACCCAAUGGGAAAUGGCUUCAGUUUUGGUGAUAAAAGAACCAUUCAGAUCAUUUAGUGCAAUGCUAAUGUAUAAAACUUUAAAGGCCCAGUGUAGUCAAAGUCUAGAUUUUUCCCGUGUUCUAUAUAUAUAUUUCCAAACUAUGAGGUUGGAAUAAUACUGUGAAAUUGGGAUAAUAAGAGCUGUUUUGAGCUGUUUGAAAUUUCUCAAAUUUCAGCCUGUUUUGGUGAGAGGGAGUUUUGGCCAUGCGGUAAAUUAGUUUUUAGACCAAUAAGAAAGAUAAUUCCAAACCUCUGCCAUUAAUAGCAAAAACAUAAUUUUGUAGUUUUUUGUAGUUUUCCCCUCCCCACUCAAACACUUCCAGACAGUCCUAGCAAAAUUCUUGCUUGAGAAAUUGCUAUUUCCUAAUAAGCUAUUUUUGUUUAUUUUUGACCAUUUUAAUUGAAAACAAUCACAGAAACAAUUUGAUAUUGAGUGACUGCAUUGAACCUUUAACACUUCAUAGUUUAACACUUUAUGGGUGACAUUUUCUUCCCACAGAGUAACACUUUGCUUAUUUUAUAUAGGUGGGAUGGUACUUUAUCCAUGGGGAUUUCUGAACACAUUUAUGUUGCAAUUCUGCAGCAUUUGGACAUUGCCUUGGAUCGCGUGCCAUUACAUAUUGAAAAUGUUAUAGGUAGUUUGCUCAUGCAAAGUGCUUCUUUGUGAGAGGAAAAUGUCACAUUCCAGAUAUCUCAACUCCAUUGCCUGUUAUAAAAAAAUUGCAACAGAGCUACAUCGUGGUUUUAUGGUAUUUAAGUCAUCAAUGGACAAAACCACAUUGCGGCUAACUGGGGAUACGUACAGUGCCUUGCAAAAGCAUUCAUCCCCCUUGGCGUUUUUCCUAUUUUGUUGCAUAACAACCUAAAAUGUAAAUAGAUUUUUAUUUGUAUUUCAUGUAAUGGACAUAGACAAAAUAGUUCAAAUUGGUGAAGUGAAAUGAAAUA